AAUUUGAUCUUGAAAAAAAAUGUGUGGAGGCGCCACAUACUAGGUAAUAGAACUUCAUCAAGCGACAUCAGGCAAACACUGAAAAUUGACGUCAGAACUAUGUAUACAUUUCUCAGUUCGGUAAGAACAUGGUAUGUUUCCUCUCAGUUGCGUUUUCUUCAUUGGUCAUUGGUUAACACAUGUGCCUUUUAUUACACUCGUACUUACAGUGUUAAAUAUAUCAUCAAAAGCAUCGUAAUGCAGCGUUAAUUGAAGAGAUCAACCUUUAUUUGCAAACAUAUUUCUAAACAUAACAUUGAUAUUCGAAAAAUUUAAAGUGAUAAAUCAGUGUGCAAAAACAAACAUGUUUGCAUUCUUGACAAAAAGAAUUUUGUUACAGCAACUUAUUUAUAUACGUCGUUUUGGAUGUAAAGCUGCUGCUACUACUACUACUACCACCACUACUAGUUCCAGUCCAGAUUCAUGUAGCUCGUUCGAUCUAGUUAUUGUCGGGGGUGGUAUUGUUGGAUGCGCUACUGGUCGAGAAAUGUUAAUAAGACAUCCUAGCUUAAAGAUAGCGAUCGUUGAAAAAGAAAAUGAUCUAGCAAAACAUCAAACAGGGCAUAAUAGCGGUGUAGUACAUGCUGGCAUUUAUUACAAGCCUGGCUCUAUGAAAGCACGACUAUGUGUGGAAGGUUUAAAACUGAGUUACGACUAUUUUUGUAAACACGAUAUAUCCCACAAAAAAGUUGGAAAACUAAUAGUGGCUCACAAUAAAGAACAAGUCAAACAAUUGGAUAUCUUGUACGAUCGAGCAAUUCAAAAUAAUGUACCGGAUAUCCAAAUAGUUGAAAAACAUUGUAUAUCAAAUUAUGAAGCUAAAUGCAAAGGAGAAAAAGCAAUAUGGUCACCAUGGACAGGUAUAGUCAAUUGGGCAGAAGUUUGUAAACAUUUUGGAAAAGAUUUUCAAAAAAUGGGUGGAAAAAUACUUUUAAAUUUUGAAGUUGUUGGUUUCUCAGAGAUGACAGAAUCUAAAGGGGCAAAUGAAUUAACUCCAAUUUCAGUGCAUUCGAAAGAUAAAUGUUUACCAACAAAAUAUGUGUUAACGUGCGCUGGGCUACACUCGGAUCGUUUAGCAGUAAUGACAGGAUGCGAUCGUAGUCCACAAAUUGUUCCCUUUCGGGGAGAAUAUUUGUUGCUGAGCGAAAGCAAAAAACAUUUAUGCAGCACCAAUUUAUAUCCUGUUCCAGACCCUAGAUUACCAUUUUUAGGCGUUCAUUUUACACCUAGAAUCACUGGCGAAAUAUGGCUUGGUCCAAAUGCAGUUUUAGCAUUUGCAAGAGAGGGUUAUCGGUGGCGCGAUAUAAAUAUAAAAGAUUGUAUAGAAAUGGCAAAAUUUCCAGGACUGUACAAAUUAUGUAUCCGACAUUUUAUACCAGGAUUAAGAGAUAUGAUGAAAUCAAUUUUUUAUCCAUUUAUAGUAAGAGAUUUACAAAAAUUUAUCCCCGAAGUAUCUAUUAAAGAUAUAAAAAGGGGACCAUCAGGUGUUAGAGCGCAAGCAUUGGAUAAAAAUGGCAAUUUAGUAGAUGAUUUUGUUUUUGAUGGAGGAAAAGGUAAUAUCGGUAAGAGGGUAAUACAUUGUCGCAAUGCACCUUCUCCUGCUGCAACUAGUUCCAUGGCGAUUGCUAAAUAUAUUGCUGAUAAACUAGAAAAAGAUUUUAAAUUCUGACGAGUCCGACAAGAAAUUCGGAUACCAAAUUUAAAAAUAAUCCGUGUUAAUACAUAUAAAAAUAAAAAUUUAUAUUUGAAAAUAAAUACGUAAGAAAAUAUGCGCAUUUUGAAAAUAAUGUGUUCAUGACUUAUGUACAUACCGUAACGUGCAAUAAAACAUACUUUAUCUUCUUCUU
This is a messenger RNA of Apis cerana (Asiatic honeybee), 1886 nucleotides long. RefSeq names its product L-2-hydroxyglutarate dehydrogenase (gene L2HGDH). Lineage: Eukaryota; Metazoa; Arthropoda; Insecta; Hymenoptera; Apidae. Gene Ontology annotation, molecular function: (S)-2-hydroxyglutarate dehydrogenase activity. The record is from RefSeq and is a predicted model, not a curated record.